Nilaparvata lugens (brown planthopper) is the source of this 2634-nucleotide messenger RNA. RefSeq names its product lysine-specific histone demethylase 1A. The transcript is spliced from 6 exons. Lineage: Eukaryota; Metazoa; Arthropoda; Insecta; Hemiptera; Delphacidae. Gene Ontology annotation, molecular function: oxidoreductase activity. The record is from RefSeq and is a predicted model, not a curated record. The annotation marks the transcript as partial.
AGAAAGCCUUCACUUUUGUGUAUUGUUCUGGUAUCGCCAGUCAUUCUCGAUAAUGACGGAUGCAAGCAAGUGCGCAAUGGAUAUUCGUGCGUGCCAGUUGCGUUGUCCGAAGGACUGGACAUCAAACUGAACCAGGCAGUCCGUCAAAUCAGAUACCAUUCGAAAGGGGUUGAAGUUCUAGUGUCCAGUGCUCGCAACUUUCACAACCCCAAGACUUUUAAGGCUGACGUAGUGCUGUGCACUCUGCCGCUGGGCGUGCUGAAGCAGUCAGUGGGAGCAGCGGCGGUUCAGCAGCUGCCGAGCUCGGUGCAGUUUGUGCCGGCCCUGCCUGAGUGGAAGGCAUCGGCCAUCAACCGACUGGGCUUCGGAAACCUCAACAAGGUCGUGCUCUGCUUCGAGCGCAUCUUCUGGGAUCCCAAUGCAAACCUGUUUGGCCAUGUUGGCAGUACCACUGCUAGUCGAGGUGAACUGUUCCUGUUCUGGAACCUGUACCGCGCUCCAGUUUUGUUGGCCCUGGUGGCUGGAGAGGCGGCCGCCAUCAUGGAAAAUGUCAGCGAUGACGUCAUAGUGGGAAGAUGCAUUGCCGUCCUCAAGGGCAUUUUCGGAAACUCGGCUGUUCCUCAGCCGAAGGAGACAGUUGUCACAAGAUGGCGGGCUGACCCGUGGGCUCGUGGCUCCUAUUCGUAUGUGCACGUCGGAUCAUCGGGCAGCGAUUACGACAUGCUAGCUGCUCCCGUUUUUCCGCCGUCAGCCGGCUCUAAUCCGGCUGCUGCUCAAGAUCCGACCAAUUCCAACGGAGUACCCAGACUCUUCUUUGCUGGCGAGCACACGAUCCGCAACUACCCGGCAACCGUGCACGGCGCUUUCCUGAGCGGACUGCGUGAAGCUGGUCGUAUCGCCGACCAAUUCCUCGGUUGCCCCUAUGCGCCCCCCGCAGGGGUUGGGGUGGCCUCUCAGCCGCCUACUGACACCCCUCAGUAACUCAACUAUUCCACUAUUUAACUCAGCCAUGUUCAACAAUUUUAGUAGAAUAUGACUCUUAGAUUAGUUUUAUAACUUUAUAUUAGUUUCACAUGAAUGUUUCUUAUUAUUACUGGAUCUUGAUUGAGUUUCUCAUUUUGUCAUACUCGUAAAUUUUAACAAAAAUGAUAUUACAUGUUUAGUUAUUAGUUAUGAUUAGAAUGAGUCUAUGUUAUGAUUGAUCGAUGUAACUCAGUUGACUUUUUAUAUUUUUUCAUUCAUAGAAAUUUCUAGUAAUAGAUUUAUUUGAAAAUAUUUCUCAUUAUCACUGAAUUUGCUAUCAAUCCAAUCUAAGAAUGACUAAGGUAUUAAUCAGAAUCAGAAUUACACAACUUACAGAAAAGUACCACAGGCGUACUCCCAAAACGGUUCCAAUUCUAAUUCAUGGGUAGUUUCUUCUUAUAACUGGAACCUCGUUGAGUUUUCCAUUUUGUAACUUUGGUAAUAAUUCAUGAACACUGACCUCUUUGGGUCACUAAUGACUACACUACAUUAAAUCUGGAUUUUUCUCCCUUAUCACUGUAACCCAUUUCUUUACCGAGUUUUUUAUAUUCUAACAUUCUCAAUCAAUGGAGAUUUUCAUAGAAUAUAAUAUAUGAAACUAUGUAAGUUAUUAAUGAUUAUCCAUGAAAAUUUUCUAUCCAUACCAAUUCUUGGUUCAGAUUUAAAUUUUGGUUUUUUCUUAUUGUAUCAUUCAUGAAGACUGACUACUAUCAUGAUCAACUCAAUCAAACAAUGACUAUAACUUAGAAUUAGUUAUUUGGGUCAUUAUUGUUGAGAUCCAUCCUAUUUUGUUAAUCAUAAACAAUGACUUUCAAUCUCAGUUUGAUAAAUGACUAUUACUUAGAAUAAGCUAUGUUUUUCCAACUACUAAAUCUUGGUUGAAUUUAUUGAUUUUCUAAUUUGUGUUGUUCGUAAGCAAUGAUUAUUAUUCUUAGUUUAAGUUAUAAAAUGUUUCUUAUUAUCACUGGAACUUGGCUGAGUUUUUUUCCUGUUAUUCGCAUUAAUGCAUUAAUUUGAUGAGAGAAUGAGUACCUAGUAAUUUUAGAUUAGUUAUUAAAUGUUUCUUAUUUUCGCUGGAAGAAGCUUGAGUUUCAUCCAUUUAUGUCAUUUUCGCCAAUCAUGAAGAAUGAUUAUGAUUAUUACAUUUUUUACGUUAUGAUACUGACUUAAUCGGGCUAUCCAUUGAUUUUGUUCGAAAGUAGAUUUAGUUUUUACUCAUUUUUUAUGUUUAAUUCAAUUUUAAUGUGCUGACUGUCACUUUGAAAAUCUUUUGUAUAUGUAUGAAGAAAUUGAGCACUGGAUUGCGUAAAGUUGUGAUCAAUUAUCAUUAUUCUCUUUAGAUUUUGAUCAAUUCAAAGGUUUUCAUGAAUUCUUCUCAACCAAAUAACAUUUGAAGUUGUAAUUCAGCUAAUUUCCUCUUACGUCGGAAAAUGAAUCUUGAAGUCAAGAUUAUUUCAGUCUAAUACAUACUAUCAAUAUUAUAUUGAAUGUAAUAUCACUGCCAUGAAUGUAUAAAAUAUUGUUUAAUUCUGUUUGGGUAGAUUUAUUGUAAGUAUGAGUAUGUUGUAUUAGAAUUUUGUCAUUAAUAAAUUUUGGUAAUGAUCACAACAA